AAAUAAUCCCGAAGGAGAUGUGGAUAAUGCCGCAUUCAAGCAUGUCUCCAAUCCGGAGAUGCCUCUCUACCCCCAAAAGGAAAUCCAGCUUGGCGCGGCGUCUGUGUCAGGUACAAUAUCUACCGCCUCGACCGAGGACCGGAAAGGCCGAACAAGUUCCCAUUUCAGACAAACGUUGGAGUCGAGAUACACCUAUCAUCCGACGCUAGAAAGGACUACUAUGAGACGACCGAAUCAAAAACUAACAACGCCACGCUUUUCGCCGUCAUUAGAAGACUACAUGAACAGCCAGGACAUGUUCGGCCGACAAGACUAGAUGCAACUAUUGACAAAGUUUGCAGUAUCCAGGAGAUGGCUCAGGUCUCUCAACAGUAUCCAGAAGCGGAGCGCGUGCACGAAGAUAUCGAUGAAGCGGCGAAUACCAUUUCACGGACAGCAGAGGCUUCUCGAGAACUCGAUGUUGAAGUUAACGAAGAAUUCAGAGGUGACUGCCAAGAAGCUUCACAUGAUGAGGUCAAAAUAUCGAGCAACGACGAGGACGAGGAAGAUGAUGAAGAGGACGAAGAAGAUGAUGAUGACGAUAAUGAAGAUGACAACCAUUGGAUCUUUCAACUCGAGAAGUUCGAGGCAGCAGUUGUACAAGCUGUCAGCCCUGAUUACCAGCUUGCGCAGUGCCUCAUUCCCAAGCUUCGCGAUAUCUUCUACCGAGAAAAGUCCCCUCUCUUCGGAUCAUGGGCGAUUGCGUUCAAUCAAUAUGCCGGCCAUUCUGGUCAAGGGGGGGAAUCAUCAACUGGACGAAAGGUCUCGGACAGUACCUCCACCAACAGCAAUGGUAAACGGGAUGUACGACAUUCAGAUCAUGGCGAAAACACUCGAGAAAAGGAGGAAGAUGAAAACUAUGAUGACAGCCAAAGCCGCAACCUCAAGAAGCCCAAAGCGGAUACAGUGGACAACGGAACCUUGAAACUCGCAUGCCCAUUCAACAAGCACAACCCACAUAAAUACAAUGCGCACUAUAAUACGGACAUCCGAACCUGCGUCUCUCCUGGGUUCCAAGGCUUUCGAAGACUGAAAGAGCACCUGAGAAGAACACAUCGUUCCGUUCAAUGCGAGCGAUGCUUCAAGAUCUUCAAGGGUGGCGAAGAGACCCGUAUCAAGGCACUGUCUCUGCACAGGAAAGGUGGCUGCUCAGAAACCCCCUCUAUUCCAAACGAAGGAGUCAAUGAUGUCCAAUGGAUCGAAAUCGAAAAAAUUAAGCUUUCUAAUAAGAACAAACGAUCUUUUGAGCCAGAAUCUUCCGAUGUUGAAAAGUGGGAAGCAACAUGGAAAAUCCUGUUUCCAGACGACCCUGUGCCUAUUCCAUGGUGUAUACCUCCUACGCGUAACGAUCUGUCCUUCUCUUCAUUAUCGGAGCAAAAGAGGGAAUACACCUCGUGCUACGACUCCAUGUGCCAAAGUCAGAUUCGAAACUCGACCUUACCUCAUUUAUUCUUGAUCGAUGACGAGAUACUCGAUCUAUUCAAGAAGAUCGCUUUUGAAGCUUUCACAAUGUGGCAUACGAAGCAUUGUCUUGACAGGGCAGCCAUCGAAACGGCGUCGCAACAAUCAUCAAGCGAGCAAGGUUCUGAACUCCCACUUCCUAUGGAAGCGGCAGAAUUACUGAGGGUAUUACAAUAUGCUCUAUUAGAUAGGCUCACAACGGAGACUUGGACCUUUUACCUGACGUGUCGGGAGAUGUAACGCGCGGAACUACUCAAGGGCCACAUCACCAAUUCGGCAAUCAGUCAUUUGUUUCGAACAAUCACUACCAACAUCAGGCAAGAUCUAUGGCGAGUUCGGUUAUG
Molecule: messenger RNA, 1844 nt
Organism: Mollisia scopiformis
Lineage: Eukaryota; Fungi; Ascomycota; Leotiomycetes; Helotiales; Mollisiaceae
Exons: 4
Coding region: 352-1740 (462 amino acids)
Source: RefSeq, a predicted model, not a curated record